Chlorocebus sabaeus (green monkey) is the source of this 2818-nucleotide messenger RNA. The record is from RefSeq and is a predicted model, not a curated record. Lineage: Eukaryota; Metazoa; Chordata; Mammalia; Primates; Cercopithecidae.
CUCAUCAGUACGCAGGCGCCCAUCUUAGUUGGUCUUCUUGUCCUGUAAACAGAGGGGCCUGCCCCCGACAGCUUCUGCUUCCAGGUCACGCGCUGACAGCGGCUUUCAACACCCACCUCAGCCCGGCAAUUCGUACCAGACCUGCCGGGAUUGCUGCUAUCUGCUGGGAGCCGGUGCGGAAAGUGACACCGCACGUCCUUGCAUUUCGUACCCUUGCCCCCCGCCCCCUAGCCUCAGCUAGACAGCUGCCGCGACCCCUCACGCAGCAGCUUUGCAGUAAAUGCCCUUUGGUGUUUUCUCUGGAUCCCGUAGCAAAAGAAAACGAGGGAGACAGGGCUUUCAGCUCUAGCAGAGGAAAGGGCCUUCCAAGGGAAUCAAACCGUACACGGGCUGCUGUCUGGCAGUUUGGAGCAUGUGAACACCCUGAGCCUUGAUGAGUUCCAGUAUGUGGUAUAUUAUGCAGAGCAUUCAGAGCAAAUACUCUCUCUCAGAGCGCUUAAUCCGAACAAUUGCUGCCAUCCGUUCCUUCCCACAUGAUAAUGUAGAGGACCUCAUCAGAGGGGGAGCAGAUGUGAACUGCACUCAUGGUACACUGAAGCCCUUGCACUGUGCCUGUAUGGUGUCAGAUGCUGACUGUGUGGAGUUACUUCUGGAAAAAGGAGCCGAGGUGAAUGCCCUGGAUGGGUAUAACCGAACAGCCCUCCACUAUGCAGCAGAGAAAGAUGAGGCUUGUGUGGAGGUCCUAUUGGAGUAUGGUGCAAACCCAAAUGCUUUGGAUGGCAACAGAGAUACCCCACUUCACUGGGCAGCCUUUAAGAACAAUGCUGAGUGUGUGCGGGCUCUCCUAGAGAGUGGGGCCUCUGUCAAUGCCCUGGAUUAUAACAAUGAUACACCGCUCAGCUGGGCUGCCAUGAAAGGAAAUCUUGAGAGUGUCAGUAUUCUUCUGGAUUAUGGCGCAGAGGUCAGAGUCAUCAACCUAAUAGGCCAGACACCCAUCUCCCGCCUGGUGGCUCUGCUAGUCAGGGGACUUGGAACAGAGAAAGAGGACUCUUGCUUUGAGCUCCUCCACAGAGCUGUUGGACACUUUGAAUUGAGGAAAAAUGGCACCAUGCCACGAGAGGUGGCCAGAGACCCGCAGCUAUGUGAAAAACUGACUGUUCUGUGCUCAGCUCCAGGGACUCUAAAAACACUUGCUCGCUAUGCCGUACGCCGUAGCCUGGGACUCCAGUAUCUCCCUGAUGCAGUGAAGGGCCUUCCACUGCCAGCUUCUUUGAAGGAAUACCUGUUACUUUUAGAAUAGCCCGGAGAAGAUGUUUGCACCAUCAUGCAGGCAACUCUGGGUGAGGUUGUGCCUGCAGUACUCUUUGUCACAGAAAACAGAAAAACAGUUGUUCCUGUUGUGUGGUUUAUAGAUUUUGAAGCAACAUGUCACAACAGUAACCUCCAUAGCACCUCCCCUUCCCAAACCAAACAACCAAACAACCAAACAAAAAAAAAUCCCUCACUUUUGUUUUCUGUUUAUUGCUUACUUGGCUUUUUAUAUUGCACUUUGCAGAAGAAGUCUCCCUCAAUCCUCCCCCUUAGGGAAGGAGUCAGCAGUGCAACUAAAUUUCUCUGGGAAGAUGGAAAGUACUUAAAGAAUGUGUGUGUGGUUUUCCUUUGGGGACAUGGUUAAUGGUCCAGAAGAAUCCCUUCUAGAAAGCAUUUUAGGCCAGGCAUGGUGGCUCACACCUGUAAUCCCAGCACUUUGGGAGGCUGAGGCAGGCGGAUCACCUGAGGUCAGGAGUUCGAGACAUAGUGGCAUGCGCCCGUAAUCCCAGCUACUCGGGAGGCUGAGGCAGAAGAAUUGCUUGAACCUGGGAGGCAGAGGUUACAGUGAGCUGAGAUCACGCCAUUGCACUCCAGCCUGGGCAACAAGAGCAAAACUCCGUCUCAAAAAAAAAAAGAUUUUAAUUGAUCUGUGAAAAAAUUUAAGAAAAUCACAAUUUCAGCUAACAGCAAUUGCGUCCCAAAGAUGAGGAUACUAUAACCUCAAAUGAUGCAGAUCCAGAACUGGGCUGGAUGACAUCCCUAGUGUGCCAUGUUCUGGGGCAUUCAGAAGGGACUGGACCUCUUUCCCCUCAUCAAAGGAAACAGCAGUCUUUGCCUCUUUCUCUUGGUUGUGCCCAAGGGCUACACAGUAGCUCUGAAAUAAUAAGAGCUCUGCAAUAACAGUAAUAAAUAGCUCUGAAAUAACAGUCCUAAGAACUCCUAAAGUCCUGAGAACUUCUCUUGUAAUGCAGCUUUUUCUCUUCCUGAGAGCCAGUGUGUUCUAAUGAGCUUCGCAGGCAGUUCCUACACCUACAGUGUGUGUUCCAGCAGGGAGGACUUAUGGGCUGGGCUGCCUUUUCCCAUGGGUCUUCAUUCCCAAUGGAAAGCUCACUCUGCUUAGUUUGGAAUUAUUUUUCUUUCAGUUGUUCUGGAACCUUUGCUUUUUAUUGAUUUAUACAAUACAAUUGGCAGGAGGGUGGGCUUGGGAUGGGAGUGGGAAAAGCAUAUAAGAGCUGCUUUUGUGAUGGUCCAUCUACCCAAAAGAGAUCUGCUUUAGUGAACAAUACUCUUUCAUUUCAUGUUUCUAAACUAGAUCAAGUUGUUAUUGAUUUUAGAUGACUUGUAUGCAAAUUUGAAAAACAUUUUUUUAAAGCUGAUUGGGAACUACAAACAAUGAAUGGAAUCUACUGACACAGCUAAUUGGAAAACAUGUAUUUUGUCCUAUUGAUGCUGGUGUUUAAAAAACACCAUUAAAAAAAAAAAGAGGAAUAAAUAGUUCUAAAAGCAA